Olea europaea var. sylvestris is the source of this 1669-nucleotide messenger RNA. RefSeq names its product protein FAR1-RELATED SEQUENCE 5-like. The coding region runs from base 124 to 813 and encodes 229 amino acids. The record is from RefSeq and is a predicted model, not a curated record. The transcript has 2 exons. Lineage: Eukaryota; Viridiplantae; Streptophyta; Magnoliopsida; Lamiales; Oleaceae. Gene Ontology annotation, biological process: regulation of DNA-templated transcription.
UAUGCACUUUGCUCCUUGCGUGGGGGUCAAUCACCAUGGGCAAUCAACUCUUCUUGGCUAUGGUUUGGUUUAAAUGAGGAUACUAACACAUUUGUUUGGUUGUUUCGGACAUGGUUGGAAUGCAUGAAUGGUCAAGCUCCUAAUGGAAUUAUUACAGAUCAAGAUCGAGCUAUGCAAAAUGCUAUUCAAAUUAUUUUUCCGAAGGCGAAACAUAGAUGGUGCUUAUGGCACAUACUAAAGAAGUUGCCAGAGAAGUUUGGCUAUCACAAAGCCAAAGGUCCAAUAAUGCAUGCUAUACAUGUGUUAGUCUACGACACAUUAAGUUGUGAAGAAUUUGAGGAAGGCUGGUUGAAUAUGCUUGAUCAGUUUGAAUCACGAGAUCUUGAUUGGUUGAGUGGACUCUAUGAAGAGGGAACUCGUUGGGUACCAUGCUACCUGCACACUACAUUUUGGGCAGAUAUGUCAACCACACAAAGGAGUGAGAGCAUGAAUGCAUUCUUCGAUGGCUAUGUGCAUUCGAAGACUUCUUUGAAGCUUUUUGUAGAGCAAUAUGAGCGAGUGUUGAGAACUAAAGUGGAGAAAGAAUUUCAGGCUAAUUUCAGAUCAUUUUCUCAAAUGAUUCCAUGUGCCACUAAGUACGAUAUGGAGAAACAAUUUCAAGUUGUGUACACUAUCACGAAAUUUAGAGAGUUCCAACAAGAGUUCAUGGGGAAGGUCUACUGUGACGUUUUAUCUAUGACAGACUGUUCUGGGAAAACGAAGUACGUGAGGAUAUCAUUCUUAGUGAAGGAAUGUAGAAAAGAAUAUUUAUAGUGAAAUUCCUUAGUGACAGUUGUGAGAUUGAGUGCAAUUGUCAUUUGUUUGAGUUCCGAGGUAUCAUUUGCAAACACUCAAUAUCGGUUUUAAUUCGGAAUAACGUACAAUUGCUUCCCGAUAAGUAUGUCUUGCGGAGAUGGAGGCGAGAUGUUAGUCGACCAUAUAUGCGGGUCCCAACGACAUACGAUGGUUUGGUUUGUACAGCUGAGCAAUUAAGGUACGAGAGGUUGUGUCUCACUUUUACGAAGAUGGCAGACUUGAUAGCGCUAAAUGAAGAACAGUCCAAUCAUCUAUUGGGGUGGAUUGAAUCCCAAACAAACCAAUUAUCUAAAUCAAAUUGUGGUAACUCGGUUGUGCACGUACCUGAAGCUCAAAAAUGAUGAAAGCAUCCACAUUUGGGACCCGAAGCUUACAAAAAGAAAAGGUGCCCCCAGAAAGUUGCGCAAAAAGAGUCCGUUGGAGGUGAAUUCAAAAAAACCAAAGGGUCGAAAGAAGGUUCCAACAAGUUCAACACUUUCGCUUAAGUGUAGUGGAUCGGAAGAAAAUGUAUUGAACACAAAAAAUGAUGACAAGGCUGAAGAUCAUUGCAUUUCAUCUUCUCAAACACACCAACUUUUUGUAACACAAGAGAGCGUUGAUGUUAUUGAACGUUUGUAGGGAGAAUCUAUUGUUUUGAAUGUGUUCUUCUACACUAAAGGCGUUUAACCUAUUUCUUUUGAUGUGGAAGGUGGUAAAAAAAAAAUCCGCUGGUCAUGCUAAGAAACUUGCAGCCAGUGUACAGAGAAAGAACAUGUUCUGAUGGUACUGUUACAUUGUUUUCCCUUUUGGUAAUUGUUUGAUCCAGCUUUCCUAA